AUGGAGGCUAUAGGAGCGGCAUCUGCCAUCGCCGGUAUCGUCUCUCUUAGUGGCGGCAUUCUCGCCAAAGGCUACACCUUCUUGGCCAGUGUCCAUCGCGCGCCGCAGGAGCUCAGAGAGCUGCUCUGUGAAGCGGCAGCUCUCAACUCUGUCCUGAACCAGCUCCAAACCCUACUUGAAGAGGAUCAUCAUGGGUCUUUUCAGCAAGAUACUAACGAGACACGCAAGUCCGGCCUCAAAGACAUAGCAGAUACUGGAGUGCUGCACGAGUGCACAGAGUCGUUGCUGUUGGUCGACAGGUCUGUCCAGCGAUGCCAGCAGAUCCGCGGGCAGGAUCUGCGGAACUUGGGAAAGAGGGUCAUGUGGCCAUUUAAAGAGAAGGAGACUAAGGAAGCCCUUGCCAGGCUCAGCCGCAUCAGGGGACACUUGACUGCUGCUUUGACAGUUGAUAUGGCGGCUGCUCGCGAGACAGCGAUUAGCGUAACUGGUCUUGAAGAGUGGACGGCAGAGCGUGAUCAGGUCGAACAGCACCGCGCUCUGAUCGCUUGGUUGGAUCCUCACUCAAUAAAUAUGGAGGAGAAUCUCAAAGAAGGUCUGAAGAACCGUCAUCCGGGGACGGGACAAUGGCUGUUCGAGACAGACUGCUAUAAAUCGUGGGCCGCCGGUCAUUCUUCUGUGCUUUGGAUACAUGGCAUCCGUAAGAUUGAAUUCAGACACACCUCGCAAGCUCAUUGGAAAGCUAACAAGAAGUGGGAAGCUGGAAGCGGCAAAACUGUCCUUGCUUCAUCCGCUAUCGAGAAACUUCUUGGUCACGGACUCGAUCCUUCUAUUGGCAUGGUGUAUUUCUAUUUUGACCAUCGCGACGCCAAUAAACGAACUCUACAACAUUUUCUGGCCUCAACUACACUGCAGCUACUCAGCCGAAAGCCAGCGCUAGAAAGCGAGGUCGUUGGUGAGUUCCAAAGACAAUGCAAUCAAGCAGAAAAGCCGAAGCCGAUAAGCCUGGAUGAGCAGCUGAGGUUGUUCAUCACCAUGACUCAGAGUUUUGAUGUUGUUACCGUAGUGAUUGACGCUUUGGAUGAGUGCAAAGAUAUUGAAGAAUUCACUCAUCAGGGACUAGAGCACAUAAUCAGUGUAAAAGACGUCACAGUCCGCGUACUGACUACCGGCCGCAAUAACUACUUGCUAGAGAGAACCAUUGGCAUGCUGGCGUCCUACCGCAUUACCCUGGAGGAUGAAGUCGUAAGCGAUAUCGAGGCAUAUGUCACAGAUCAGGUUGAGUAUCGGUCCAAGGCACGAAAGCUCAAGGUUCGAUCCACGGAACUUAAGGACCAAAUCGUGCAUGAAUUAUCUCAUCACUCACGGGGAAUGUUCAUCUGGGUCACUUUCCAACUGGAUCUGAUCUCACGCCUCACCAGCGACAAGGCCAUACGAGACGCGCUUCGCAAAUUGCCAGGGGGACUAAACAACACGUAUAUCCAGCUUCUUGAGCAAAUAAGAGACAGGAACGCGGAACAGGUAGGAACCAUAGCGAAGGCUCUAAAGUGGAUUGUGUCUAGUCUGGUUCCUCUUACUCUUGGGCAGCUGGUCGAGGCUAUAUCGAUAGAUCCGGAGGAUACACAUUUGGCAGUCGACAAGAUGUUCAAUGACGAAAAAGACCUCCUUGAAAUGCUCGGAAGCUUAGUGGUUUUUGAUCCAGUCAAAGAGGAUCCGGUGUCGCUAGCAUCCUUCUACGUUCCACCACAGGCCAUUAUGGACAUCGGAAUCACAUGCGCUCAGUACCUGUCCUUCACCGACUUUGGAGAGCCGUGCCAUUCAGUUCGCGAGCUCCGUGAGCGGGUGGCGUCUUACAAGCUACUCGAGUUUGCAGCGGACAACUUUCUGAGCCAGUUGCGGUCAUAUGGAGGCCGCGGCUCCGCCAUCAAGAGCUGCCUCCCUUCGCUGAGAUGGUUCGUCGAGCCAUCUCGACACGGGCAGCAGAACUUCAUCUCAUGGCAACAAGUUUACCAUGGUAGUGUUGUAGGCAAGUCGCCCGCGGACUCUUUAGUCCCCAAUCCGAUAACGUACAUCAUCGAGCAUAACGUGCUUCAUCUCCUGGACGUCUUCCUCCUUCACAGCAACGAGGAGUACCAUCAGACCAUUCUCCAAUCGGGCUUCACCCCCCUGCACUUGGCAGUCAUCACCGGCCGCGAAGACCGCUUGGCUGAAAUCCUUCGCUCGAGUCCGGACCUGGAAGCGCUCGGCAAUCGCGGGCAGACAGCGCUGCAUUUGGCCGCAGAAUACGGUCACGUAGGCAUGAUCAAGCUGCUGCUGGAGGCCGGCGCCUCACCUCACGCCCGUAGCGAGUCGGAGUCGACGCCGUUCUACCGUGCGGCCCGCAACGGCUCGAUCGCGGCGCUGGAGCUGCUGGCCGACGCCGGCAGUGACCUGGACGCCAUGACUUGGGAUUGGUGGACGCCCGUCUUUGAGGCGAUUGAGAACCACAACCUGCCCGCUGUGGAGUGGCUGGUCCAGAGGGGAGUGAACUUGAGGCAGAAGUUGCUCCACGGCCCGUCCGUGGUCGAGUUUGCGAGGAGUGCUGGUGACGAGGCCAUUAUUGAGAUAGUUCAGAAGGGCCUGUUAGAACACCGCUUUUGA
Messenger RNA from Diaporthe amygdali, 2637 nucleotides. RefSeq names its product nkyrin repeat protein. Gene Ontology annotation, molecular function: protein binding. Bases 1 to 2637 code for a protein of 878 amino acids. Lineage: Eukaryota; Fungi; Ascomycota; Sordariomycetes; Diaporthales; Diaporthaceae. The record is from RefSeq and is a predicted model, not a curated record. The transcript has 5 exons.